GUUUUCAGAAUUGUGGCAUCGACUUGGUUCCGAAGUCUCGGUUCUCAUGACAUCCCUGAUUCCAUCUAUGUGCCUUUUUACAAUAAUCCAGUACAUUGUUAGGGCUGCUAAUAUUACAGAGUAUUCUUACUCUUCCACUUCUCACAGAGUUCCCACACAGCUCAGUUCUACCCCUCAACAAUUUACUCAACAAUAAGUUUGGGAAAGAACCACCGACACCUCACGUUCAACCAGACACAUUCUUGUAACGUCACUAAAGUCAUGUCUAAACAUGAGGAAACAACACCUGACAAACAGCUGCAGGAGGAGGAGCAACACAGGAGGAAGGAGAGCUUCACUCACACUGCAGAAGUGAAAGUAAAGUUUGUCAGAGUGGAGCCACGCUGCAGUCGAGACAAGUCUCAGUUUCUCUCUAAAACAAACUGAAUUCAUCAGAUCUUUGUCAACAACACAGCAGAGUCUCUGCCAAACACUGGUCUUUGUCAACAACACAUCAGAGUCUCUGCAACACUGAUAUGGCUAGCUGUCUGCUGUUUGAAGAGCCAGUUCCUGUGCUCCAUCUGUCUGGAUGUGUUCACUCAUCCAGUCAGUACACCCUGUGGACACAACUUCUGCAAAGACUGCAUCAAUGCACACUGGAAUUUUAGUGACAAGUACCUGUGUCCCAUGUGUAAAGAGACUUUUACCACAAGACCUGAUUUGAGAGUCAACACUUUGCUCUGUGAGAUGGUUGCUCAGUUCAGAGAGUCAGAGCAACAGAAAACCAGCAGCAGCAGCAGCUCACAGCAACAAGUUGCCAAACCAGGAGAUUUUCCCUGUGACGUCUGCACUGGAACCAAACUGAAGGCUCUGAAGUCCUGUCUGGUGUGUCUGACCUCCUACUGUGAGACUCACCUGGAGCCUCAUCUCACAGCGUCAAGCCUGAAAAGACAUCAGCUGAUCGACCCUGUGGGGAAUCUGGAAGGCCGCAUGUGUACGAAGCACGAUAAACCUCUGGAGCUGUUCUGUAAGACCGACCAGACAUGUGUCUGCAUGCUCUGCUCUGCUUUAGACCACAAGAUGCAUGAUGUUGUUCCUAUGAAAGAGGAAUAUGAAGGAAAGAAGGCCGAGCUGGGGAAGACAGAGGCUGACAUUCAGCAGAUGAUCCAGAAGAGACGACUGAAGAUUCAGGAGCUCAAACAGUCAGUCAGCUUUAACAAGAGAAAUGCAGACAGAGAGGUGGCAGAAGGUGUUCAGGUCUUCAAUGCUCUGAUAGAGUCUGUUGAGAGAAGACUGGACGAGCUCAUCAAGACGAUCAAAGACAAGCAGAAAACAACAGAAAAAAAGGCAAAAGCUUACAUCAAAAAGCUGGAACAGGAAAUCUCUGGGCUGAUGAAGAGAAGUGCUGAGGUGGAGCAUUUCUCACACACAGUUGACCACCUACAUCUUCUCCAGAGUGUCCAGUCCUUAAACAUCAAACACCCACCACCCACCAAGGACUGGACAAAGGUCAGAGUCUGUCCAUCAUAUGAGGGGACUGUGGUGAGAGCUGUGGCUCAGCUGGAGGAGACACUCAGUAAAGAGAUGAAGAAGCUGCUUGAAGCUGAGCUGAAGAGGGUCCAGAAGUAUGCAGUGGAUGUGACUCUUGAUGCUGAUACAGCACAUCUUGACCUCUUCCUGUCUUGUGAUAGAAAAGAAGUACAUCCUGUUAAGGCUAAGAAUUAUCUCAAACAAGAUAAUCCAGAGAGAUUUUCUGUUUGCGUUUGUGUUUUAGCAAAUCAGAGUUUCUCAUCAGGAAAAUUUUAUUAUGAGGUUCAAGUUAAAGGAAAGACUGGAUGGGAUUUAGGAGUGACCAGAGAGUCGAUCAACAGGAAGGGACAAGUCCCACUGAGCCCUCAGUAUGGUAACUGGACUAUAUGGUUGAGAAAUGGAAAUGUCUACGAAGCUCUUGAUGACCCUUCAGUCCUUCUCUCUCUGAAGUCUCAGCCUCAGAAGGUGGGGGUGUUUGUGGAUUAUCAGGAGGGUCUGGUCUCCUUUUAUGACGUAGAUGCUGCAGCUCUCAUCUACUCCUUUACUGGCUGCUCCUUCACUGAGAGUCUCUUCCCGUACUUCAGUCCUGGUGUUUGGGGUGGUAAAAACUCUGCACCUUUAAUCAUCUCUCAUGUCAGAGUCAAGUAAUCACUUAUCUCAGAGGUCUUCUGGGGGGGGGGGUGUGCAAUGCACACAUUCAGUAUUAAUUGAAUAGCUUAGUAUAGAAUGCACAAUAACAGGAUAGCUAUGUGUAUACAUGGCACUAGGUCCAGUUAUAUAUAGUAGGGGGUCCCUGCUCCAUCUCUCCAUCAGUUUGGGGGUCCUUGGCCUGAAAGACAUUGAAGACCCCUGACUUAUCUUAUUUCAUGUAUUGUUUUAUUUUUAUUCAAGUGUAAAUAAUUAGUUUGAAUAUUGUGUAGUUUAUAUCUUAUUUUCUCCAGAAUCUGUUAACUGUGGUAAUUGAUUUACACUUAUUAUUUGGAUUUUAUUUUUAUUAUAUGUAUCCCAUUAUAUAGGCAAGACAUUGUUUUUGAUGCAUUCAUCUCUUCAACAUUGCAUCAUGACCCUAUAUGUGAAGAAUAUCUGUUUAACCUUCUGUUAAACUCACAGACAUUUAUUUUCACGUCCAUCUGAAAUCACCCUGCUGAACUUGAAUUAAAUGUAAAAAUAAAAAAAGGUGCAAAAAUAUUUAGACUUUAAAAAAAAUUAUAUUAAAUGUUUAGCCAAAGAAAACAUAUUGCUUAAUAUUUCAUUGUGUCAUAAAGCAUUUGUGUACAGAAUACAGUAAGUGUUAUUGGUAUAUCGGACAUAACAAGUCAAUGGACAAAGUGUAUUAAUAGAAUAGAUGCUAAUGGUAUUUUCUAUUUAGUCUGAAAAGUGUUUUAGUUAAUUACUGGUCAAUUUGGCCAUUUUUGAUUUGUAUGUGAAUAUUGGUAAAAUGGCUUGUGAGUCAAAGAAAUCUGUAUGUGACUGUAAAAUGUAUACCAGUUGUUAGUCACAAGGCCCGAGUAAACAGUGACUUGAGCACCAAACACAGAUAUGAGUUGUAUUUCUUGUGUUUCCUGUGGCUUCUUCAAAAUAAAAGCCCCUCUGUGUUUUACUA
Molecule: messenger RNA, 3112 nt
Organism: Cottoperca gobio
Lineage: Eukaryota; Metazoa; Chordata; Actinopteri; Perciformes; Bovichtidae
Product: E3 ubiquitin-protein ligase TRIM39-like
Exons: 3
Coding region: 667-2157 (496 amino acids)
Molecular function (GO): zinc ion binding; protein binding
Source: RefSeq, a predicted model, not a curated record